UCUCUCUCUCUCUCUCUCUCAUUUUGCGAGUUGUCCUCUUCGUAUAUAUCCUCCUCUCACCCUCUCUUAUAGUAACCAAUAUUGCACCAGAUGACCAGAGACAGAGAAAGAACUAAGAAGCACCUGGAAGAAGAAGAAGAUGAUGAUGAUGAUCCCAUUCUUGUUAAUAUCAGAGAAUAAAUUCAGAUUAUCGAUAGCUCAUAAACCCAAUCUUGAGAGUCCCCGAGAUUAGCUGUCUCUGCUCUAUCUUUUCCUACCUUCAAUGCGACCAACCCCCUCUCUCUCUCUCUGGCUUUGAUUUUGAAAGCUGAAACACCGUAAUUACAGCCAGCCAGCCAGCCAGCCAGACUGCCAACACUGUUUCCACCCAUGAACUUCUAGAUAUACACAAACAAACCAUAUAUAUCUUCCGUCUAUAUCUAUAUAUAUAUAAUAUGCAGUCCCCACAAGCAUCCCUCACCCACCAUCUGGAACUAGAAGGGGGUCGUCUCGACUACCUGAAACUCUCCCCUCAAGAACACCAACUCAGAUAUAGCCCUACUGCCUUUAACAUGUUCGACCCCACAGAGGCGGCGUCCUCUGUAAUUGGGGACUACAUUGGCACCGAGAGCUGCCUUGAUCUCGAACAUAACGUCAAGAUGUUAAUUGCGUUGAACAGUACAGGGGAUGAGUCGGUGAACAAGACUGCGUCUAACCAUGAUCUUCAGGACGCUUAUAGAAAGUACAGUCGCGGUAAACGAGAUUGGAGGCUGGCGAGGGAGAAGAAAGAGUUCCCACCGCCGAUACCAUUGCUGGCUCGUACGGGGAAUCUGCAGUCUCACAUGCCAUGGGUGCUGAGGAGACACUACACCAGUGACGGACGGUUGAUUCUCACCGAGGAGAAGGUGAGGCACCACGAGUACUUCCGGGCACAUAGGGCUAAUGGGCGGCUCACGUUGCAGCUUGUACCCUUGGACAAUGACGACGACGACGACGAUGCUGGGAUUAAUCCGUCUGCUGAUGAUGAUCAGGAAGAUCAGCCACAGAGCGAUAUUUCUGAUCAUGAGGAAGAUGAAAGGGCCAUUCUUGAUAUUGACAACAACAUUAACAAUAAUGGUGAUAUUGGUGGCGACGUGAGCCUCGGGGAGGCCGAGAAUCAUGAGAAGGAGAUUGUUCUUCAUCAUCACGAGGAUUGGAGGAGUAGUAGUUCUGUGAUUAACAAUGAACCGACGACGACAAAUGGGAGUAGUGGAAUGGGUAGUAGUGUUAACGGGGUAUCAAAGUGCUUGAACUACAACAAUAUUGUGGGAUCUGCAGGGUCGUCGUCGCCGUCACCGUCGUCAAGUAUAUUCGGUGUGCCAGUGACUGCAAUCAGUACUGUUCAGAGCUAGCGUCCAUACGCAUAUAUAUGCAUGCACUAUUACUCUUUUUUUUUUUUUUUUAAUCUUUAUGAAUUAUGCGGGAGUUGGUGAGUCGAUCUGAGUCUUUUUGUACGGAGCAGUAGAGUUUUAGGUACUCUUUACUUUUUGCUCAA
Molecule: messenger RNA, 1513 nt
Organism: Carya illinoinensis
Lineage: Eukaryota; Viridiplantae; Streptophyta; Magnoliopsida; Fagales; Juglandaceae
Exons: 2
Coding region: 435-1370 (311 amino acids)
Source: RefSeq, a predicted model, not a curated record